Molecule: messenger RNA, 642 nt
Organism: Durusdinium trenchii
Lineage: Eukaryota; Dinophyceae; Suessiales; Symbiodiniaceae
Source: the annotation of a GenBank genome assembly
AUGGGGCUUGCCGUGGAUGCACUCUUCUUCAUAGUGGCCUUUGCUACACCAGUGGCUGUGUCCAUUGGAAUGAUAAGCAAAGCCGACGAUUUGAGCAAAAGCUUCACUUGGCAUCCCAUUCUGAUGUCACUAGCAUUUUCCUGCUUCAUGGUACUAGGCCGAUGGGCUUAUGUGACAGACUCAAUUGGAGACAAGGCUCAACAACGGCCAGUUCAUCGUGCCUUGAUGGUGCUCGCCCUUCUGUUUGCAAUUGGUGGGUAUGUAGCCAUCUUCAUGGCCCACAUAAAGACUCCGACAUUCUUCGGCUACGACUUUGCCAAGCAUAGCUGGAAGGUGGCACCGCGAGUGAUUCAUGACUUCCUGGGUUAUGGAGUCCUUCUGUUAACCUUGACCCAGGCCUCUAUGGGCCUCCAAAAGCUCGCAAAGCUUCAAUCAGGUGUGAAGAUCUUUACUUUCCAUGGGCAGCUAGGAAAGCUGAUCCUGCUUUUGGCAGCGAUCCAGAUCCUGGUGGCCUGUUACCUUUGGAUUUGGUCCACUGGCUACAAGGUCCUUGUGGCCGUCCUCGCUGUUGGAGCAGCUCUUUGUGGAACCCUUUUCCCUCACAUGGCCCAAGAGCGACAGCUGCUCUCGUCGAGAGCUUAA